Molecule: messenger RNA, 3251 nt
Organism: Vicia villosa (hairy vetch)
Lineage: Eukaryota; Viridiplantae; Streptophyta; Magnoliopsida; Fabales; Fabaceae
Product: TMV resistance protein N-like
Exons: 3
Coding region: 1679-2803 (374 amino acids)
Biological process (GO): defense response
Source: RefSeq, a predicted model, not a curated record
UCUUGAGAAAAUAAGAGAUUUGUAAUUUCGAAGAAUUGAAGCGAAAACGACAAUUGAUUGAAUUGACUACAUGUUCGCUUAUGAGCGUUCUCGAUUUGGUGACCUGAGGAGGUUACGAACUGGUAAAUCAGUGAUUAGAUAUGAAAUCUUAGAAAUCUAGAUCUGGAACUUCUAUGUUCGAAUGAUGGAGUUGGAAAGCGAACGUGAAUUUGUGGAAAUCGUAGGAAUCAGAAGUCGUUUUCCACAGACGGCGCCACUGUUUAUUCAGUAACCAGAAAUAGAUGCAUUUGGAGAACUGAUAAUCUGGAACGACAGCACGGGAUGGAACUGCAUGGUUAGCAAUUCAACACUCGCAAUUCAACACUCAAGUCAGUUCAAGGUUUAAGAUAAAUUACAUGUAAAAUGAUUUUUAUAUCUGAUCAAAUAGAAUGAAUUUGAGAUGAAUUGGACUUUUUAAUCAUUCUAGUCCGCCCGGUAUAGAACACAUUAUUACAUGAUGGAGAUCCGAGCAAAAUACCUCCUAGUAUGUUGAAAUGCAUAAUUCAACAAACUAAGUAAAAGGAAUAUUAAAGAAAAAAUAAAGGCUUUGGUAUGUAACAUAAUAUUGAAUUAUUGAUGAACUUAUAAAGGGUUUGGUAUGUAACAUAAUAUUGAAUUAUUGAUGAACUUUAUUUGACUAACAAUUAAAAAAACAAAGUAGGUGAGGAUCUCAAAGCAACCAAACUUUCUUUCCUACAUAGACUUAUGUCUUUGUUCACACUUGUGUAGUCAACUUUAUCCUUAAUUAUUUUUUCAACAAAAUUGAAUUGCAUUGACAUCAAAACCAGUAUCAUUGCAAGGAUACUUCAGAAUUGAAUGGCAUCUAACACCAAAGAUGAAGCCUCUUCAUCUUCACCUUCCAUCCUAACAUCAAAAUGGACUAACCAUGUCUUCUUGAGUUUCAGAGGUGAAGACACUCGCCAAGGUUUCACUGGCCAUCUUUUUGCUUCACUGGAAAGAAGAGGGAUCAAAACAUUCAAAGAUGAUCAUGAUCUUAAGAGAGGUGAAGUGAUAUCAGUAGAACUCAAUAAAGCCAUUGAAGAGUCUAUGUUUUCUAUCAUCAUUCUCUCACCAAACUAUGCUUCCUCAACAUGGUGUUUGGAUGAGCUAUAAAAGAUUAUUGAAUGCAACAAGAGUUUUGGUCAAGCUGUUUUUCCAAUCUUCCACGGUGUAGAUCCCUAACAUCAGCGAGGAAGCUUUGCUAAAAUCCUUUAGCAACAAAAGGGUUCUCCUUGUUCUUGAUGAUGUAAGUGAAUUAAGCCAACUGGAGAAUUUAGCUGGAAAGCAAGAAUGAUUUGGUCCAGGAAGUAGAGUAAUAAUCACAAGUAGAGAUAAGCACUUGUUAUCGACACACGGAGUGAAAGAAACUUAUGAGGCUAAAGGCUUAGUAAAAAAUGAAGCUCUUGAGCUCUUUUGUUUGAAAGCCUUUAAACAGAAUCAACCUAAAGAAGAGUAUUUGAGUUUGUGUGAAGAAGUGGUUGAAUAUACAAGAGGUCUUCCAUUAGCACUUGAUGUAUUGGGUUCACAUUUUCAUGGAAGAACUGUUGAGGUUUGGCAUAGUGCUUAAGAACAGAUAAGAAAUGUUCCUCACUUUAAAAUCCAUGAUACAUUGAAAAUAAGCUAUGACAGUUUACAAUCUAUGGAGAAAAAAAUGUUUCUAGAUAUUGCUUGUUUCUUCAAAGGAAUGGAGAUAGAUGAAGUAAUAGAAAUAUUAGAAGAUUGUGGUGACUAUCCUAAAAUUGGAAUUGACAUUCUGAUUGAAAGAUCUUUGGUAACUUCUGAUAGGGGAGGCAAAAAGUUGUGGAUGCAUGAUUUACUUGAAGAAAUGGGAAAAAAUAUCGUGUUUCAAGAAUCUCCGAAUGAUCCUGGAAAACGUAGUAGGUUAUGGUCUCAAAAAGAUAUUGAUCAAGUAUUGACAAAAAAUAAGGGAACUGAUAAAAUUCAAGGCAUAGCUAUGAACUUAGUUCAACCAUAUGAAGCAAGGUGGAACAUUGAAGCCUUUUCCAAAAUAAGUCAGCUAAGAUUACUCAAAUUAUGUGGAAUAAAACUUCCCCAUGGCCUCAAUUGCUUCCCUAGUUCACUAAAAGUUCUUGAUUGGAGACGAUGUCCAUUGGAAACGCUGCCACUUACUAAUCAUUUGGAUGAAAUUAUUGACCUCAAAUUGCAGCAUAGCAAAAUAGAACAACUUUGGCAUGGAACACAGUUUUUUGAAAAUCUGAAGUCCAUCAAUUUGAGCUUUUCGGAGUCUCUAAAGAAAUCGCCUGACGUUGUUGGUGUUCCAAAUCUUGAGCUAUUAGUCCUUGAAAGUUGUACAAACUUAACUGAGAUUCAUCCCUCCCUUUUAAGCCACAAGAAACUUAUUCUAUUGAAUUUGAAAGACUGCAAAAGGCUCAAAGCGCUUCCAUGCAAAAUAGAGAUGAGUUCCUUGAAGGUUUUAUGUCUUUCCGGUUGCAGUGAAUUUGAACAUCUUCCUGAGUUUGAGGAAAACAUGGAAAAUCUAAAUGUGCUUUCUUUAGACGAGACUUCUAUAAAAGAACUACCAUCUUCACUUGGAUUUCUUGUAUCCCUUUUUCUUCUGGAUUUAGAAAAUUGCAAGAAUCUUGUCUCUCUUCCAGAUACAAUAGGUGAUUUGAAAACUCCCGCAAUUCUGAAUGUUAUUGGCUGUACAGAACUCCGUAGUUUUCCAGAAGAUUUUGCUGGUUUUGUAAGGGACGGAAGGAUUUGGUUCUCAUUUGGUUCUUGGGAAAAUGAGACAACUCAUUAAUUGUAUAUAUUUUUCAUUCUUAGAUUAGACUAAGAAAUUAGACAUAGAAUAUUUAUAAUAAUAGUUGUAAACAGUUCCUGGUUCGUGAAUUCUGCUUUCCUGUUAUUCUGCGUUGCUUGCUUGUUUUUGGCUCACUGAGAAACAAUGCCUUCUUAUCCAAGAAACCAUGUCUUGUGAUGCUUCUGUUUCCAAACUUGUGAUGAUUGACGGUUGUGUAUGCUGUAGUUGCAGUAAAAACUUUUGCAAUUACUGCAAGCAACAAUGCCUUAAUAUCUCAGACUUUCCAUGCCUACUCCAUGAUAAACAAAUAUUACAGCCUGAACGGUUUAACAAAUGGUACAAAAGUACUCUUUUAGCCGUGGAAAUGUUGGAUAAGUCUUCUUACAUUUUUAUCAUGGUAAUUAAAAAAUCAAAUUUAUUGGAUAGAUAGUCUUGACAACAAUCAAGA